CACACUUUAACUGGCAUUCCAUUGUGCUUUCUUUAGGGACUAUUUCUUUGGUACAAAGUUCUUCCAGCAAAAACAGACUUUUGUGUGCGCUGCAUUAAGAAUUACUGUUCACCUCAGUUAGCAUUUAUGAGCUCUGAUCAAAUCAGCACUUUUUCAUUCUUGUUCAGUGCUCAAUUACAAUGUGCAUGUGACUGCAGGUAUCUGGUGGAAAACAUGAGGAGGGAAAUCUGCAUUCUAGUCCCCCUGCUGCUCCUUCUUCCUCCUGUGUGUGGGCAGGUUUCACGCCUUAGACCUAAUGUUACUUUUCACAAAUACCUGAUGAACUGGACACAGGCACAGUUAUACUGCAGGGAGAAUCACACAGACCUGGUCACCAUCAGAAAUGAAACAGAGAAUUUGGACAAAUUCCAUGGCUGGAUCGGUUUAUACCGAGAGAAUACAAGCUCUGACUGGAAAUGGUCCAGAGGAGAUGAGAUAGCCACCUACUUCCCCUGGAAAAAUGAUCACCCAAAGGAUGGUGAAAACUGUGCUUUUACAAAAGAGGAUGGGAAACAAUGGCUGGCCACUAAAUGUGAGUCCCAUAAUCAAUUCAUGUGUUAUGAGGAGAAUCUGGUUCUGGUGAAGGAGAAUAAGACGUGGGAGGAUGCAUUAAUGCACUGCAGGACCCUGGAGGCAGUGGACCAAAGUAAGCCAGCCACUGAUUACCAGAACCACCGCUAUGACCUUGCCACCCUGCUCACUGUAGAUGACCUCACCUUUGCACAAGAGACAGCACAAGAGGCUCCACAUGAGGUGUGGACGGGCCUCCGCUACCUGGCUGGUCAGUGGGUGUGGGUGGGUGGAGAACCAGGGCCACCCAAGAAUAUUAACAGCUGCCCGACUCAGAGGUUCUGUGGCAUCCUGAGGAAGAACGGCAGCUUGGAUAUAAGGGACUGCAUGCAGAAAAGGUUCUUCCUCUGUUACAAGAAGCCUUCCUCAUAAAUAUUGUGUUCAAAAGAAGUCCUCUUCUUCCUCCCUGGCUCAUGUUUCAAUUCUGUCAUUACUGAAAUAUUUCUCAACAAAGUCAGUCCUUUCUAUUCACUGUAAUGCGAUAAGUUAUAUAUACAUUUUAAGUAACACAAACUCAACUUUUUAAGUUAAAAAAGAUUCUUGAUUUAAUUUUAUUAGUCAUCUUAAGUGACACUAACUUAGUUUUGUAAUUUACAGAAACAUUCCUGAUUAAGUACUUUCACUAGCUAUUUUGUUUGACAGUACAAAUCAGUGUCAUUUGAAAUGACUAAAAUGACUGGUGUAAUAAAGUUGUGUGUAUGUAUCUAUUAUUACUAUAUUCAACAUUGUGCUUUUUAUUUGCUUUGUAAGUCGAAGGUGCAAAGUUAUUGUCACAUAAUAUUCAAUAUCAAGUUAACGUUUUAACUUUCAUGUUAAAUGUCACUCAGCUCUACAGAGCCUUUUAGCUCAUUGUUUUGGUCAGAAGUGUUUCCUGUUACAAAAAAAAAGUACAUUAGCUGUGUGUUGUCUGUCUAUCCAUUAUAAUUAAAAUGAUAAAGAAACUAGUGAACCAUCAGUGAGACAUAAGCAGUGGUUACAGUCAUUUGGCAGCACUGUAUCCAUUUCCUUUUUAAUCCAUGUAGUUUCCUGCUCCUAUCUGGAAGCAGACCAGUUUAAUCUCUGUGUGUGACGUCAGCAAUAAAAGCACAUUAAGCUGGAA
Messenger RNA from Dicentrarchus labrax (European seabass), 1708 nucleotides. RefSeq names its product C-type mannose receptor 2-like. The transcript has 3 exons. The record is from RefSeq and is a predicted model, not a curated record. The coding region runs from base 127 to 981 and encodes 284 amino acids. NCBI's taxonomy places the organism in Eukaryota, Metazoa, Chordata, Actinopteri, Moronidae.